CUAAAGUGACUUCUCUUUUAAUGUAUAGGAGGAUACUCUAAGACAGCCGUUUAAAAAAUAGUUUAAAUUUUAAUUUUUCAUAAUUAUCAACAAAAAUAUUUUUUCUUUACUUUAAAAUAAAAAAAAUUAGUUAAAUGACGACCCUUUAAUUUUUUUCUUACGAAUUAUGAAAAAAAUUUGUUAGUUAUAUAUAGUUAUAAAAAACUUCAUAACUUACUUACAUAUUGUUAGAGUAAUUGAUUUUGGGUUUAAAAAUCAGCCAAUUAUAAUGUUUGAACUGAUUUUCAAAAGGUUUUACAUAAAUAUAUGUUUUAAAAUUUAACAUUACUAUAUGUAAAAUGUGGGACUAAUUUAUAAAUUAUGUAAAUAAAACAUCUUAAUUGUAAAAUAAAAAUAAAAUAUUCAUUUAAAACAAAUAUAUAUAUACAUUAAAGAAGAACACACUCUAUUAUAGAGAAAAAAAAAUGAAAAAAAUACAUUAGAGCAACCACAACGCUGUAUUUAUCGAAUCCUUAAGCCCAAGUCCUUAUGGGUUUUCGAUAAUAAUAAUAAUAAAUGGGCUCGGAUUGAGAAGGAUUAAUCCUUAUGGAAGAGGUUUUCGAUACCCAAUCCUUAUCGACGUGGCAUUUGAGAGCAACCACAACGCUGUAUAAUCUCGUGUUUUUUUGUGGUAAAAAAAUCAUCUCGGUGAAGGAAAAACAAAAGCUCAACGGCGAUUCCGAUCCUCGGCGAAGAUCUGGUAAAUCAGUGGGUUCCUCUCUUGAUUCGUGGGUUUAUUCGAUUAGGGUUUCUUCUUGGGGAGAUUGAUUUCGUUCUCAUUUGUGUUUUCUAUUUCAUAUAUGGAUUUUGAAUCGAUUAGGGUUUCUUCUUGGGGAGAUUGAUUUCGUUCUCAUUUGUGUUUUAGAUUUCAUAUAUGGAUUUUGAAUCGAUUAGGGUUUCUUCUUGGGGAGAUUGAUUUCGUUCUCAUUUGUGUUUUCUAUUUCAUAUAUGGAUUUUGAAUCGAUUAGGGUUUCUAGUUGGGUCGCGACUUUGGGUUCGGUUUAGGUGUAUUCGAAACGAUUUGGGGAUGUUUUUGAUAAACGGUUUUCAAUCGAUUAUGGGGUUCAAACCGAAAAUAAUUUGAUGGUUUCAGAGAUGGAUCGGGUGCUCAUACAUUUGUUUGUAAUAUGUUUGUUAUGUGUUGCUAUUAAUCUGUUCAUGUCUUUUGUGUUUGUUUGUCUUAUUCUCAUUGCCUCAACAUUUUUUUUUUCAGGUUUAGUCAUCAUGGGACAAGAUUAUUCAUACACGCAGCCUUCUUCAUCAGACGAGCUUGACUUGACGUAUCUUCUUGAAUCAGAAGCUCAAAUUUACAAGGAUGAAGCUGAGAGUAGUUUGUACAUUGCAGAGUCGUUUCAGUACACACCUUCACCCGAGGCUGACGAUGGAAUACCGACGACUUGCUACUGUGGUUCUGAGCCAGAAAUUGCCACAUCUCACACGCAUAAAGAUCCAGGGAGAAGGUACUACACCUGCCCCAAUGUGGAUGAUGGGGAAUGCCACAUUUGGAAAUGGUGGGACGUAGCUGUUACGGAGGAGAUGACUGAGGUUAAGAGACAGAUGAGGCUGCUUAAGGAUCAAGCUUUUCAGUGUGAUCAGAACGUGGUUAAGCUACAGAAGACAGUUUGUGAGGUACAGAAGACCGUCUGCGAGCAAAAGAAGAGCGUAUGGGAGGUCAAGAAGCCCUAUAUGAGGAUAAUGGUCUCAGUCCUGACCGUUCUUUUAGGUUUCGCGGUCAUGUAUAUGUCUGGAAUAAGUUCGAAGAAGUAAAGCAAAGUCUACAAAAGCAGUGUCUCUUUAAUUAGGUACAAUACUAAACCUUCAUUGUCUCUUUUGUUUCAAAUAUAAAUGCAAGUAGCUACCAAAUAUAAAUGCAAGUACCUAAACCUUCAUAGUCUCUUUAAUUAGGUACAAUACUAAAACGUUGUGACUGUUUGGUGUUUUAAAUUUUCAACGUCUCGGAUUUGAUUGGUUUUAAUGUUUUCCAGCUUUACAAAUGGGUCUUAGGUUGAUUUGAUUGGUGUUUAAUAGAACUAGUUAGCUUCCCAACUGCAACUUUAAAUGUCUCUUAGUUUAAGUUCCCCUACUUAAGUUAGCUACCACAAUUCUGAGUUAGACAAAUCUGAAAACAUGGCUGCGAACAACACAAGUUAUGUUAACCUCCUGUUUAGUCAAUCUCAGUCCCCAGUGGACCUUGAUUCACCCGAACCUUUUUGGUUCGGGACCCAAGGUCCUGAUGCGUCUCCUACUGUCGAAUCUGCUGUGGACUCUCCUGUUAGGAAGGAGAGGAGGCCUUGGUCUACUAAGGAGGACAAAAUCCUAAUCGGAGCUUGGCUUAACACGAGUAAGGAUGCGGUGGUGAGCAAUGAGCAGAAAGCUGCUAGGUUCUGGAGCCGCAUUGUUGACUACUACAACAAAAGCCCUCAACUUGUGGGAACAGUGCCUAGAGAGCUUGGUCAGUGCAAGCAGAGGUGGGCUCGGAUUAACGAGCAAGUGUGCAAGUUCGUAGGCUGCUAUGACACAGCACUGAGGGAGCAGAGUAGUGGGCAAAACGAUGAUGAUGUCAUGAUAGCUGCUUUGGAUAACUUCUCCAAUCAGUACUCGGUCAAGUUUAGCAUGGAACAUGCCUGGAGAGAGUUGAGGCAUGACCAGAAAUGGUCCUCUACCUAUUUGGCUAAGGGGAGCGGGAAGGAAAAGCGCAAAGGGGUGGAGGUUGUUAGAGAAGAAGAAGUGGUUAGACCCGUGGGGGUCAAGGCAGCUAAAGCUGCUACGAAGAAGAAGAAGAGUGUUGCAGAAGAGUCCUUGUCACAAAUACAAGCUAUAAUGGAAAUGAAAGAUAAACUCUCUAAGCAGAAGUUGCUUGACCGUCUACUCGCCAAAAAAGACCCUCUUACUGAGAUGGAAAAAGCUCUUCAGCUGACACUUAUGUCUAAUAUGUUAUGAGUGUAGGUAGUAACAUGUCGAGUAGUUAGCUGUUACAAGUACUUAUUUGAUGUUUGUUGUUUACUAACGCUUGUCUUAUUUGUUGUAGCAGGUGUAGAAGUCACGGGAGUGUCUGUCUGGAGUAGUCAGAGUCUGUUGGUCUUUAUCGCAUUCACGGGAGUUUGAAGUUUGUCACGGGUGUGGAGGAAGUCACGGGUGUCAAGUUUCACUUCUAUAAGUGCAGCUGUUUUAUCGUUUUAGUUUAUUUCUUGUAUGCAACUUUGAUCUCUUUCCCUACUUAUAGUACUUGUAAUGUCUAUCAAAUUCUGAAUGCUUCUCUUUCAAUCAAACAAACUCUUCUCUAUUAACUCUUUCAAUCUCUUUAAACUUCUUGGUUCAAGCAAAAUAGCACAGGUAGAAAGGUGAGAAGGUAAAAUCAUCUCUUUAAACUUCUUGGAUCAUCAACAUUUUAUUUUGAUCUAUACUUACUUUCCAUUAAAUCGAAUACAAAUCAUCAACGUUUGUUAAACAUGUUUAGUUUGAAUUUUUAAUUAUCUAUGAAGCAAUAUGCAAAAUUCAAAGGAAUCAAAGUAAGGAUUAUAAAAAAAUAUCAUGUUUUGUUUCUACUAAAAUUUUAAUUUUUAUUUCUUUCUUUCAGUUAAACAUACCAUAAUUUUUUUUCAGGAGAUACUAAAAAAAUGUCAUCAUCGUCAUCCGAUGAAGUUGAAGAAAGAUUGGACGAAAUUAUCGACGAUAUCAUAGAUGAAACCUACAUCAACAUUUUGGAAGCCCAACCCUCUAAGCCGAAGAAACGCGCUUAUAUAGAACGAGACCGCAAAAUCGGACACAACCGAUUAUGGAAUGAUUACUUCAGUGAAGAUGUGACAUUUCCGCCGUAUUUAUUCGGACGCCGUUUUCGUAUGAACAAAGAAUUAUUCUUGCGUAUUGUCCAUCGCCUCUCAGAACACGUUCCAUUCUUUCAACAAAGAAGAGAUGCAACGGGGAGGUUUGGUCUUUCACCACUACAAAAAUGUACAGCCGCCAUUCGUCUCCUUGCUUAUGGUUCUGCAGCUGACGCGGUUGAUGAAUAUCUCAGAGUUGGUGAAAGCACGGAAAUUUCGUGUUUAAAGCAUUUUAAUGAAGGAAUAAUUCAGUUAUUUGGUAAUGAGUAUCUACGAAGACCGACAGAAGAGGAUCUUCAGCGACUACUCCAUAUUGGAGAGAUACGCGGGUUUCCGGGGAUGGUAGGAAGCAUCGACUGUAUGCAUUGGAGGUGGAAAAAUUGCCCAACGGCUUGGAAAGGACAGUACACCCGGGGAUCAACAAAACCGUCAAUUGUGUUAGAGGCAGUAGCUUCACAAGAUCUUUGGAUAUGGCACGCUUUCUUCGGUCUACCAGGUACCUUACGAUAUUAAUGUCCUCGAUCGGUCUCCUGUUUUUGAUGACAUUAUUCAAGGUCGGGCUCCGAGGGUAGAGUACGUGGUCAACGGACACAUGUAUAAUUUGGCGUACUACCUCACGGACGGUAUUUAUCCAAACUGGUCAACAUUUAUCCAAUCUAUCUCACUACCUCAAGGUCCUAAAGCAGAGUUAUUUGCUAAACUUCAAGAAUCAACCCGGAAAGAUGUGGAGCGGGCUUUUGGAGUUUUACAAGCUUGAUUUGCGAUUGUGAAAAACCCAGCUCUUUCAUGGGACCAGCAACAGAUAGGGAAGACAAUGAGAGCAUGUAUCAUACUGCACAAUAUGAUAGUCGAAAAUGAACGAGAUGGAUACGACACUCAGUACGAUCCAUCUGAAUUUGAAGAAGAAGAUGUAGCCAGCAGUUCACGGGUGCAUAAGUCUCAUGGUACCGACAUCCCUCCAAGCAUCAAUGAAAUGCGUGCCACUCGGGUUCAGAUUCGCGAGCCGGAAAUACAUCACCAAUUGCAGAAUGAUUUAAUUGAGAAUAUUUGGAACAAAUUUGGGGAUGAAAAUUAAUAAUUAUUGUAAUUUUAUAUGUUUAAUCAUGUAAUAAAUAAAUAUUAAAAUAAUUAUCUUAUUUUCCCAUGUUUUAAAAUUUAUUAAUUUUUUAUUCUUAAGGAUUCUAUUCCUGGUAACACUAUUGGACAUACAAAUUUCAUUAGAAUCCUUAACUCUUAAAAAAAAAAAAUAGUAUAAUAUACUUAAGGACUCCAAUGGUGGGAACACCAUUGGAGAUGCUCUUAUAGAUGAUAAAGUUAGUUUGGAGAAUGUGUAAACUAGCCACUAAUAACUGAAAGAUUUAACCUUUGACAAUGACUAGUGGAUCAUAUUGGUACGUCACUUAAAGAAGAUAUUAUACCAUGCACUGAUUGAUUACCUAUUUAAUUAUGGACGAUAAAUAAUUUGUUACGCAACCUUAAAACGUCAACAUUUCGUGGGGCUUAUUGGUAUAGAUUCCACAGAAACAUCAAUGACGUAAAUUUCAACCACAACCUCCUCCCCUAUAUUUCAUCUCCACAUAAACAUCAUCCCCAAUGAUGUAGAUUCCCACUCACAGGUCAGAAUCUAACCAAAUCUGCU
Brassica rapa (field mustard) is the source of this 5499-nucleotide messenger RNA. RefSeq names its product glutathione S-transferase T3. Lineage: Eukaryota; Viridiplantae; Streptophyta; Magnoliopsida; Brassicales; Brassicaceae. The record is from RefSeq and is a predicted model, not a curated record. Gene Ontology annotation, molecular function: zinc ion binding.